This is a messenger RNA of Tuber melanosporum (Perigord truffle), 1348 nucleotides long. RefSeq lists its product as uncharacterized. The transcript has 5 exons. The record is from RefSeq and is a predicted model, not a curated record. Gene Ontology annotation, molecular function: cullin family protein binding; ubiquitin conjugating enzyme binding; ubiquitin-like protein binding. Gene Ontology annotation, biological process: positive regulation of ubiquitin-protein transferase activity; protein neddylation. Gene Ontology annotation, cellular component: ubiquitin ligase complex. The coding region runs from base 1 to 1047 and encodes 348 amino acids. NCBI's taxonomy places the organism in Eukaryota, Fungi, Ascomycota, Pezizomycetes, Pezizales, Tuberaceae.
AUGCCUCCCAAGAAGCGUCCUGCAGCACAGCCGGAUUCAAGAGUGACCAGGUCCUCGACGAAGAAAACUACCCAAAGGCCUACUGGUGCUCAGUCGAACACCCUAGCCCCCCCUCCUCAGCCGAGCUCAGCCUCUAUGUCUGCAUCCACCGGUAGGAACGCCACCGGCUCCAGAAAGAGGAAACAAGCUGUAAUCGACCUUAUUUCUUCCGGCGACUCGGAAGCAGAAUCAGAACCAGACAGUGCAACAAUGGGGAACUCGCACAGUAGACACAGGAAGCGUAGGCAACAUGAAUCCCCUGCUACAAAGCCGACAAAGAAGUCUGCAAAGAAGGCCAGGACUGCUCGUGCUCUUUCCCCUGACACCGUCCUUACACAUUGGUUCGAUGAGCUCAAAGGCGAUACUGACGAGAUAAUGAUAACGGACUCGGUCUCGUGGAUGGAAUCCCUCGGUGUGUCACCAGAAGGGAUCGCCUUCUGGGUAAUUGCCUAUUGGUGUGGAGCGAAGGGAAGGGGGGCCAUUGAGCUUAAAGAGUUCAUGGAUGGGAUGAAGGCUUUGGGUAUUGACACCAACGACUCUCUCAGACGCGAACUUCCGGCCCUUCUGCGAGAUGUGGCACCUGGUAGCGACCAGUUUCAAAAGUUCUAUUGGUUUUGCUAUGAGUUCUUCAAGGCUGCCGAUGCAAAGUAUUUGCCCUUGGACAUGGCAUGUGCGAUGUUUACAGUCCUUCUCGAUGAAAGAAGCUACACCACCAAGUGGACCCCUCCAGCCGAAUCGGGCAACACUUUAAAGGCGAGGAAAUCUAUAAUUUGUGAAAAGUUUCCCCAUAAACAUGCCUUCAUAGAAUUUCUCGGCUCCACUCCGCCACCCACUAAAGUGAUUACCAAGGACCAAUAUCGGCAGUUUAUUCCGUUCAACGAACAGGUAGACACCGAUUUCAACGGGUACACCAUAGAAACCAGUGUUUGGCCAUCUCUCUUCGACCAGUUUGUCACCUGGAGUAAGGAGAAACAGUCAAAAGGCGAGGAUUCCAUGGAUCAAUCGUAGCGUUCUAAUCGUAUCGAUGCGGACAUCGGAAAUCUGCCCUCCCCCCAUGGCCGUCACGUCCAUACACAAAUUUCAACACAAAUUAGCUCAUGCCUUUUCUUCUUUUGUAUCUAGUUUUCUUUCGGUUUCCGGGUUCCUGGGUUUGCAUAUCAUAUCAUGAAAGUACCCUUUUUGAGGUAUCAUAACUGGCAAUGUGGUGUUUUCUUCUUCUUUUCUUCCCGUCUUUUCAAUGCUGCAAUGGUAUAAUAAUGGUAAACAAGGCAUGGCUGGAAGGGUAAACGGGCUACCCGAGAUACCAUAA